UCAAUUGUAUUCACAGAAAAGUGUUGUUGGAUCUCAGGUGCCUACGCUACACCAAUUCCGCUUCUUACUGUCCUUAAAAGCCCGGCGUUAUUCGGAUGUCCUUUUCCUGUUGGAUGUUUCUCGUUUCCUUGGACGCAUGCGGAUACUGUCGCCGCACCACGCUGGGGCCCUUAUUCGCACCUGUCACCUAUCUCUCACAGCCCGAUCUGCACCGCCUAAACACCCCAGCGCGCUAUCUUUUGGUAAAGAUGAUACCACGGGCGGCUCCAUGGACAUUUCUCAUACAAUUAUCUACCCCUGGGCGGCAUAGCGAGCUAGUGACACAGCAAGCGCUUGUGUUACCCUCUUCCGCCAUACCCCUCCAUCCAAUGUAUCUCUUAUCCAAUGUACUGUAGGUUUUCCUUCGUCUUAUUCGCUGUCUAGCAUGUUUGCUCUAAUUAGCAUCAUGACACAGAGCAAGUAGUAUCUACGUAGGUAGUAUA
Messenger RNA from Trematosphaeria pertusa, 482 nucleotides. RefSeq lists its product as uncharacterized. The coding region runs from base 96 to 395 and encodes 99 amino acids. Lineage: Eukaryota; Fungi; Ascomycota; Dothideomycetes; Pleosporales; Trematosphaeriaceae. The transcript has a single exon. The record is from RefSeq and is a predicted model, not a curated record.